CAGUUUUCCACUCACUCUCAUUCGCACCGGAUUGUGCAGUAUGUAACGCUCUCGGAUGGUCGGUCGUGUCGGUCGGUCAGUCCCUCGUUCCGUCGUCUGUCUGACACAGGAUCGGAUCCGGAAUAAGAAAAAAUAUCGGCAAUAUUCCCACAGUCGUGUCCACCGUCGCCGCCGUGGAUUACUCGAGGCGUGACAAAAACCGGAGUUCUUUUGGAUACAAUUCUCCAGCAGAAGAACUAAGAACCGCAUUUUGUGUUUCGUCGAAGUUACUUCGAAGCUCUUCUUCAUCGGUUGCUCUGGAUACUGUGCUGCGCUGCUGUAACUUGAUUGUGAUAUAAAUUUAAGUGAUUUACCAAUUAGACGGGGCGAUAAACGAGAAACAAACCGCGUAGCGAAAGGAAAAAUUAGAAGAUUUUUUUUCGUUUUGGCAUUCUAUUCGAUUCCGACGAGGAGAAAGCUGUACUCCUCACGAACAAGACGUGUGUGCAUUAGAGAAGGGACCGUCUCGCGGAAGCCUCAAGCGGAAAAUCCUACCGCCCGAGAGGAAGAAAACGAAGAAAAACUGCGAUAUAUUUAGAGUUUUAGUUUUUCGAACUUCUGCCUACUAGGAUCGAGUGUGCCGUCGCUGCUGUCUGUGCCGUCUGAGGAGGAGAGAGUCUUCUGUCUUCGUACAAGCAGGCAGGAAGCAAAAAUUCAAGAACGCUGCAAGAACAGGAGCAUUUUUCCUGACCUCACCUUUUGAGUUCUACAUGCAAUUUUCCAUAUUUCGACACGCGAGGCCGAAAUAAAUCGUUGUUAUUCUCUCGAAUGGUGCUCUUAAAUAAGUUUAGUGUUGUCCAAUAUACUAAAAUCGUGUCCUAGGCAAUUGACAUUAAAUUGUGUGAUCUAGACGAAUUUUCGCGAAAAAAGUGUGAAAUCAAUCGGUUGGUUAGAAGGAACAGUAGCGUAACAAAAUGGGUGCCUCUUUGCGGGACUUUUUGUCCAACUUCAUCGAAGACGGGCGGUGAGAGACGUCCGCAGUGUGUGGAAAUCCCAAGUAGGCCACCAUCACCAUUCUUGUCAGUGGGUGCGUUAGUGUGAGAGAAUUUUUCCGCGAGCCCCAUUGUUGUCUCAUGUGCUUGAUCGAAUCGGGAAAAACUCUGCCGAACACUCUCGGGAAUGGAACAUAGCCUGAGCUCAUCCGUCGAUGAUGAUUGAUGAACCGGGAAAAAGCCGAGAAUAGUCAUUAAUUACUGUUUUAUCAAUAUCCCGCUGGGUGGAAAAACACAUAAAAUUUCCCGGCUGAAGGGCGUCGCGACGGAAGGCAGGUGGCCGGAAAAGCUGCAGUUUGGCGAAUACAUGGACGAAGACACUGUGUGAAUAAGUGUGAGCAAGGAGCUAUAGAGUGAGAGCAACGCAGUAGGCACUGUGAGAAGAUACUCGCCGAAGAGUGAAACCUACCGCAGUAGGCUGGGUGUGGGGUGGUGGUGUGGUGGUAUGGGUGUGUUGUGAAUUUUCCGCUGACAAUAGACGGAAUGUUGUCCUAUAGUGCGGAACGGCGACGACAGCGGCAGCGUGAAUGCUUAGUAGCAGGUCCUCUGUCAAAAUAGAAAUAAACUGCGGCUUCAUGCUGGCUUCUCAGACACAGUCGGCAGCUCGGAAAGCAUAUAUAGAAUCGCAUAAAAACAGUGAACAACUCUGAAGUGUGGAAGUGGCGCACCGGAUAGGGCGCGUGUUAAAGAAUAGAACGAAGACACACGGAUUACUUACGGACGGACGGAUGGGUGAAGAAUCUUACGGAUUGGGAUUUAUUUCGGUGAUGCUGUUAUUCUGACUCGUUUAAGUCUGGCCUUCGACAAGUGGAAUCUUAAAAUGGACGCAGCGACAGCACUCAGUAGUGGCAGAUGGAAUCUACAACAAUGCACUGUUUAUGCAUGCGGCUACAUCACAUGUCGGCAAUAUUGUCCAGGUCCAGACAGCAUCCGGUAUCAUAUACGAGGGAGUGUUUCGGACGUUCUCGCCGCAGUUCCAGAUUGUGCUGGAAAUGGCACAUCGCAUUGAAGUCGGCCCAGACAACGAAAGCAAAAUCCUUGUAGAUUCGGUCGUUGAUCGGCUCAUUUUUAAGCCCUGUGACAUCGUCAGUGUUGCUGCCAAAGACGUCGACCUAGACUUCGCCACCAAGGAUACAUUUAAGACGGACACCGCCAUCUCCCGCUUCAACGGUAACGGUCGUCCCGAAGAAGGAGAACUCGUUCCGUGGGUCGAAAGCGGAGCACUGAACGGCGAUUGUGAGUUCAACCUAGAACUGGACGCCAACGCCAAUGGAUGGGAUGCGAAUGAUAUGUUCCACAAAAACGAGACGAUCUACGGCGUACAGUCUACGUUUGAUCAGUCACUAACCGGCUACACGUUACAAAUUACGAAAAAAGAUUCGGAUGAUUUCAAAGCCCAGGAAACGGAAGCAGAACGAAUCGCCAAUGAAAUAGAAAAUAAUCCAAUUUACAAGGACAGAAUUGACCUGGAAAACGGUGACGAAGAGUCAGCCUUUGCAGCUGUUGUUCGGCCGGCUAAUUCCAGCCCCCAACCGUCGUCGACGGCGGCAACAGCCGCUUCUGCACAAAGUUCUAAUAGUAUGAACGAUAAGAGUAGCACUAGCAAUAAUAAUACAGUAAUGCCAUCGAAUGCAAAAUAUAUAGUUCCGGCCAAACGCAAGCCCGGUCAGGUUGGUAAGUUGACUGUCCGCAGCACACCGCCACCGUUGACGAAUAACGGUGGACCGCCAUCGCAGCAGCAGCAACCUCCGCCACAACAACCGCAGAGCCCACAAGCGCCACACAAAAACAGUUAUCCGAACAUGUCAAUGCCUUCGCAGCAGCAACAGCAACAGCAGCAGCAGCAGCAACAACAACAGGCACAAUCUCAGCCGCAACAACCGCCGCCCAGUAAUCAACACAGUGCUGGCGGAAUGCAGCAACAACCCCCGCAUGCAUCACAGUAUGUGUACAGUCACGUGCAACAUCAACCACAUCAACAACAGCAGCAACAGCCACCGCCACAGCAUGGCCAGUCUUCGGUUGUAAAUAGUAACAAUAAUAUGAACAAAAUGAAUGGCGACGGUGGAAGGGACAUGUCGAAUAGUAGUACCAUGAAUGUAAAUAGUAACACUAAGCCUUUGCCUCAGCGUACCAUGCGGCAAUAUCCGAGUGCGGCCACGGUUAACUAUAACGAACCACCGCCAUCGCUAGGGCCGCAGCAAAUGUCUGGCCAGAUGCAAACGAUGGGCAAACCCCCAAUGCAUGUUACCCAUCCACAUCAUGCAACUCACAUGCCUCCCCCGCCAGUCGAUACUCAACAGAUUCAGCAACAGGUGGUAAUGCAGCCUCAUCCAGUGGUACUCUCCGCGCCGAUUAUCAGCGUACCAGGUCCUGCUCCACCACAGCAGCAGCAAAUGCAACAACCUCCACCACAACCACAGCGCCAGGUCAUGGACAAUUUGCGGAAAUUCGGCCAAGACUUCAAAUUGGCCGCUCCUCAACAGCAACCUCCCAUGCAAAACGUUCAUCAACAACCACCUCCCCAGCACAAUGUCCAGCAAAUGCAACAGCAGGAUCACACCUCACCCAACCAACCGCCGAUGGAAUCUUCACCGCCAAUCUCACAAAAGCAUUCUGAACCAUCGCCGCAUCAACAGCAAAACCAAUCUUCCCAGACUCCUUCAGGAAUUGUACACCAACCUCAACACAUGGUUCCAACGCAACAACAACAACCCCAACAACAGCCCCAAUCUCAACCUCCCCAACCACAACAACAAAUACCACAGCCACAAUCAAUGCAACAAUCUGCAACAAGCUCGCCGCCACAAACCGCCUCGUCGGUUCACAGCAGCAGCAGCACCGGAUCGAUUAGUCAGAUCAAUACAUCCACUAGCAGUAAUAGUAGUGCCAACAGUUCUAGUGUUGGCAACCAAAGUCAAAACAGCUCUGCUGGGGAUACCAGCACAGGAAGCUCCAACGUGGACGGUACGGCAAAGGUGCCCCCGAAAAAGACUUUCACUCUGAACCCCGCGGCCAAGCCGUUUACACCUCGCAGUCCUAGCACUCCUAACCCGUCGCGUCACACGUCUUCUAGCCCACACACCCCGCAGACGCCCGGUCCGGUGAUGCAGCAGCAACAGCAACCGCAACAGCAGCAACCGCAGGGCAACUAUCCGGCCCAGCAGCACAUGCCCACGCAUCAGCAGAUCUACGUGCCGUACGUGAUGCAACCGCAGACCGCAUUCCAGACGGCACAGCAGCACCCGCAUCCUGGACAGGCGCGCAUCCGGAAAGUGCCGGUUCCAGCAGCCUCCCAGAUUCAGGUCGCAGCAGCCACCGGUCAGCCGCUGAUGACGGGUCCCAUCCAAAUGUUCCCGCCGUACCCGCCCAUCCAUCACCAGCACUUCCAGGCAGCGCCAUCGUUCCCGCCUCGGUACGUGUACCACGAGACGGCCCAACCCACUCAGCUGCAAUAUCUGACGCCCACCCCACCUUCAACGACACCCUCUCCUGGUCAACCGCAUCAGCAGUACCACCACGGAACGCAACCCUCGCCAGCAACGGCCGGACCACCUACGUACGUUCCGGCCCACCAACAUCAGCCCCCGCAGUAUCCGGUGGUGUGUCCCAUGGUGGCCGGGCCACCACAAAUCAUUCCCACACUCUACCAGAACAUGACCCAGGCGGCUCCUCCCCAAAACCAUCACCAGCAAAACUUACACGUGAUGCACGUGGCGCAGCAUCCAUCCGCUCAGUAGCAUAAGUUCAAUGCCGCCAGCAGCAACAACAACAUCAGCAGCAGCAGCAGUAGCAACAGCCACCAUCAUCAUCAUCAUCAUCACCACCACCACCAAAACAACAACCACCAUCACCAUCAUCCGGGCGCGACGAUCAACAGCAGCAACAACUCCGGAUCAACAAUCGCUCACGGCAGCAUGGCGUACGGCGGUGGGAAGCCGAUGAUCAAGAACUGAUGAGGAACCGCGGCGUAGGUUUGUGUUUCUGGUAGUUCAUUGUUGAAUGUUUGUGUGUGUGUAUCAUUGCGUGUGUUAGGAACCGACGUACGUGUAGUACUACUAUUGUAAAUUGGUCAGAAGAAGAAUCAGAGCAUCGCGAGUCGAAGGCCACCCGCUCUUCUAGAAUCAGAAGAGCAUCACAAUACCCUCAGUCAGCAGAGUAGCUUCUUUUCUCAGUCGUUUGAUUGUUUUGCGCGGCGCAGCAUAAGUUAUAGUACUAUUACUAUUGUAAACUCUAGUAAGUAGCUAUGUCAAAACUGUUAAGAAAUGGACAGGCGUGCUGUCGACGCAGAGAUGGAUGGUGAUGGAACGAGGGGUAGUGUUGCAUUUUCUUAUUUAUUUUUAAGUGUUUUCGGAGCCGCGCAGGAGGUGGUAGACAUUGUACGCGAGAGAAACACACAAAACACACGAGAAGGAGGUGAAGAUACCUAUUAGGAAUUAUCAAUUUCAUUGCCAAGUACUAGUAGAAUGUGGCUAGGCCAACGGCAGUGCUAGGAAUAAACAAAAGGCUAGAAAGUGAGUUGCGUAGCGAGUGAGGACAAAGUGAAAUGGAAGGAUGAGUUUUGCAAGGAGCGGAGGAAAAGCAAAUAAAAAGAGCAUUGUAAAAUAGCAGAAGUUCUAUGAAUACAUUGCACUAGGGUCCUGAAAGAAACAUUGGGAAGAUGGAAUUAGAGCCUUGGAAUGGAACUUUAGACGAAAACUGUCUGCUACAAAUCAAUAAUAUUAGUUAGGCCCUAUUUCUGGUGUUAUUCAAAAUUAAUGUGGUCCCCAUUUUCGUAGAAACGGAAUCGUUUAUUUUCUUAUUUGUAGAUACAUGCUUUAACAAAGUUUUAGACCAUUACAUUACAAGCAACUUUGCCAAAAAGUGUUUUUGUAGCUCUUAAAUUGACCGCUUUAGAGCUUCUUUCCUAUGUUGACAUAGGCUAGUACAUAGAAAACUGCUUUUCGAGCUCCAGCGUUUCUAAUUUCAAUAUAAUCGAAAUAGUCUUUAGUCACCUUAGACCUUUAAAAACUCAUUAUGUUGAGAGAGAUAUCUCUUUCCUUUUAAGAGGUAUUGUUAUUUUUCUUGCAAUAUCAUAUUAUUAUAUAUUUUACGAAGUUUGAUUGGUCCACAACUUUGCUAAAACAUGUAUACCAUAACUUCUACAAAUAAUAAAAUGGGUUAUUUCUUUCCUAUCAAAAUUUGGACCACCAUAAUUUUGAAAAACACCAAACAACAAGCCUAACUAAUACAAACUACAUAGUACAAGCCAGUUUUUGUCUAAAGUUUCAUUGUAAAGCUCUAUUUACAUCCGCGUAAAUCUGCUUUCUUUACCAUAGCGCAUUGGGAGAUGAUAUGGAACGUUUUAAAACGCUGAUUUUGAGAGCAAACAUAGAGGUUAUAAGUUAAGUUCUGACAGGUGACAUGUACGAUGAUGCUGGGAAGUCAAGGAAAUUCCUAUUACGAAAAGAUCCUGAAUCGACCUGGAAUCGAACCCAGCUACUUUCAGCAUGGCUUUGCUUUGUAGCCGCGGACUCUAACCUCUCGGCCCCUGUCGAGCUGACAUUAUUAGCAAAUCUGAUAAAUGAUAUUUUAAGAAGAUAUUUUUCUUUAUUAUGAGAUUUUCAGUCCUAGGCUGGUUCAUGUCAUUUUAAAAUCAUCAUCGUUUUCGAAAAAUAUAAAAACUGAUACUUUUGUUUUCUCAAAACCAAAGCAUUUCUUAUAACAAUUUUUUGCUGGUCAUCACUUCUGGACAUUGGACAGUGAUGAAACGCAUAACGAAGUACCUCACGAGUGUAAACCAAUGCAAAACAAACAUAACAGACACGCGAUCAGACUUGGUUUGAGAAAGAAAUAAAGUUCGCGAACAUUUACUCGCGAGUAACCGAA
Aedes aegypti (yellow fever mosquito) is the source of this 6899-nucleotide messenger RNA. Its product is annotated as ataxin-2 homolog. The record is from RefSeq and is a predicted model, not a curated record. The transcript has 6 exons. NCBI's taxonomy places the organism in Eukaryota, Metazoa, Arthropoda, Insecta, Diptera, Culicidae. Gene Ontology annotation, molecular function: RNA binding. Gene Ontology annotation, biological process: cytoplasmic stress granule assembly. Bases 1910 to 4771 code for a protein of 953 amino acids. Gene Ontology annotation, cellular component: cytoplasmic stress granule.